AUGGCAGAUGACUACUGCAAGGUGACCGAUGACAAGGAGACAAGCUGUCAAAGCAAUUGUGAACAGCCAGACAGUGGUGCAUCGGGCAGCGAUGUGCAAAAACGUAUCAUCGGAUACUACGAGGCGUGGAACCAUGAGAAGAAAUGCAUUGGUAUGAGGAUGCAAGACAUUCCGGUCGGCAGUCUGACUCACAUCUACUACUCAUUCGGCUACAUUCGCCCAAGUACAUUCGACAUCAUUCCCAUGGACGAUGGGGAGGAGCUAUCUACUGAUACAUUCACCGAGUUUGCUAGCCUCAAACGGAAGAACCAAGGACUCAAGGUCAUUAUAGCCUUGGGGGGAUGGACAUUCAACGACAACGGUACGAUAUGGCAACCGGUGUUCAGCGACUUAGCGUCGACAUCAGCUAAGCGCGGUCUGUUCAUCAAAAAGCUCUUGACGUUCCUUAAUCGUUAUGGUUUCGAUGGGGUAGAUCUCGACUGGGAAUAUCCGGGAGCUACCGACCGUGGAGGCAAGCCUGAUGACGGUGAGAACCUUACCAAACUCAUCAAACAAAUGCGUUCCGAGUUUGAUAAGUCGGGUGGCUCGCACAAGGAGAUAUCCUUUACAGCUCCUACCAGUUACUGGUAUUUGCGACAUUUUGAUGUAAGAGCCAGCGUCCAAGCUGCGGACUUUGUCAAUGUGAUGGCAUAUGAUUUACACGGAAUCUGGGAUGCCGAGAAUCCUAUCGGAGCCCAAGUCCUCGCUCAUACCAAUCUUACCGAGAUCAACAAAGCACUAGACCUACUGUGGCGUAACCAUGUAGACCCCAAAAAGGUCAACAUGGGACUCGGUUUCUAUGGUCGGUCUUUCCAACUAGCAGAUCCUGCAUGUUCACAGCCUGGUUGUCUGUUCAAGGGUGGUGCUUCACCGGGUCCAUGCACAGCAAACUCUGGAACAUUGUCAUACUCCGAGAUUAUGGAUAUAAUCGCUCAGAAUGAUCUGACGCCAUACUACGACUAUGAGCACGGUGUAAAGUAUGUGACCUGGGGCGGCGAUCAAUGGGUAUCCUUCGACGAUCACGAGACGUUUCAACAAAAGAUCAAGUACUUCAAUGCCAUCGGACUAGGUGGCUUACUGAUCUGGGCCAUCGACUUGGAUACGAAACAGCUCGACGCACUUGAGGCAGUCCUCUACCCGGAGCCACUCGGCGUCAAAGCCGAAGGCGCUACGGCUGUGGACAACUGGCAGGAUUCCGGUACUGGGAAGUGCCGAGUAACCGACUGUGGCGUCAGCAGUUGUAAGAUUGGCGAGAUUGCUGUCACGCAAACGCAAUGCGAGGAUGAAGAUUUCUGGGAUGGGUCCUACAGGAUCUCUACAUUAUGUUGCCCCCUUGCAUCGGCUCCCAAAGCUGAGGAUUGGUAA
This is a messenger RNA of Alternaria viburni, 1404 nucleotides long. RefSeq lists its product as uncharacterized. The record is from RefSeq and is a predicted model, not a curated record. The transcript has 2 exons. The coding region runs from base 1 to 1404 and encodes 467 amino acids. Gene Ontology annotation, molecular function: chitin binding; hydrolase activity, hydrolyzing O-glycosyl compounds. Gene Ontology annotation, biological process: carbohydrate metabolic process. NCBI's taxonomy places the organism in Eukaryota, Fungi, Ascomycota, Dothideomycetes, Pleosporales, Pleosporaceae.